Diaporthe citri is the source of this 456-nucleotide messenger RNA. RefSeq lists its product as uncharacterized. The record is from RefSeq and is a predicted model, not a curated record. The transcript has a single exon. Bases 1 to 456 code for a protein of 151 amino acids. NCBI's taxonomy places the organism in Eukaryota, Fungi, Ascomycota, Sordariomycetes, Diaporthales, Diaporthaceae.
AUGGCAACUCAGGCCGUGGCUUUGCCGUACAUUGACCACGACUGGGAGCUGGGCCAGCCUGGUUCACGUUAUAUGCUUUACUAUCUUGGCUGUGAUCCUGAAUCAGUCUCGGGUGUGGUGCCCAAGGAGGUCACUUUGCAUUCGUGGAUGGAGACUGAGCACAUAAAGCAGCUCAAGGCAAUGCGAGAGUCUGUUGUCGGAGAAGGACAAGAGCCUGCACCUUAUGGCCCCACCAGGCUCAGCCCACCGACUGAGGUCGGCGGAGGACAGGACGCUCGUCAGCACGGCGAUCCUUGGGACCAAGGCCGUGAGGCUUCGGCUUCUGUGGCUGUGGGCGAGAGUCUGCAGGCCACGCCAACUGGACUGGCCCCAACAGGCCAAGACCCUAGGGCCAAGACUCAGGAACGGGUGAAGGAGAGCGGUGACGAUAUAGCCAUGUGCUUUGGCUUCAGGUAG